Molecule: messenger RNA, 1343 nt
Organism: Chenopodium quinoa (quinoa)
Lineage: Eukaryota; Viridiplantae; Streptophyta; Magnoliopsida; Caryophyllales; Amaranthaceae
Product: putative RNA methyltransferase At5g10620
Exons: 8
Coding region: 70-642 (190 amino acids)
Biological process (GO): rRNA processing
Molecular function (GO): methyltransferase activity
Source: RefSeq, a predicted model, not a curated record
CGGAGUACGGAGUACUAAUCUGUAAGACUAGUAAAAGUCUAAAUUUGGAUUGAGUGACGUUCAUCGUUCAUGGCAGUUACAGUGUUAGCUUGUCAUCUCUCCAAUAUCGUCAUCAAUUCAUCAGAUUCCCCAAAUGGAAGGAAAUGCAAGUACACUGGUCAAUCUGUGAGAGCAAUUCCGAUAAGGGUUUUGACAGUGGGGAAGAAGCGUGAUCGUGGGGUUCAGCUCAUUGUUGAUGAAUAUAAAGAUAAACUCCAACAUUAUUGUAGCAUUGAUGAUGUCUUAAUUCGCUCUAAUCCUAAAAAUGCGCGGGAUGUCAAGGCUCAAAUUGAAGAAGAAGACUGUGCUGUUGUAAACCUCAUCAAGUCAAAUGAUUGGGUGGUGAUCUUAGAUGAGCAUGGACUUGAUGUUAGCUCAGAGCGGCUAGCUGAGCUUAUAGGAGAUGCAGGGUUGACGGGAGCUUCAAAAAUGAUAUUUUGCAUAGGUGGGCCAUAUGGUCAUGGAAGACAGUUACGUCAACGUGCUAAUUUAUCAAUAAAGCUAUCGUCAUUGGUAUUGAAUCAUCAGAUUGCUUUAGUUGUGCUAAUGGAGCAAUUAUACAGAGCAUGGACUAUUCUCAAAGGUCAGAAGUAUCAUCACUAGGAAUCUGCCAUUCUACCUGAAUCAUUGUGCAGGAUGAAGGAAAGCUAUAAAGGGCCUGGAUUAGAACAGCCAACUCUGUCAACCACAAAAGCCAAUGGCUUCUUCAUCAGCGUAAGAUCAGGACCUUUGAGUUCUAAUGUUCAUGUUGUUGAGAUGAUUCUCCCUAGAAAUGGGCCCUUGGUCAUCAGAACUUAUAUAUUGGGUUUUGAUUGUAACUUUGUAAGCGUUUUAUAUAAAUUCUUUUGCAUAUCUCUAAGAUUACUAUUGUAAAUGUCCCAAUUAGAAUCUGAAAUGCUGUUUUUUUUUUUAUAUAUAUUUUUUUUAUUGCACUUAUUUUGAUUUGAAAAAACGAAAAAAAAAAGAUGUGUGCAUACUUUUGUUUAAAUUUAUGAAUCAGCUACUCACCAUCAAACAAGUUCAUAAUAUUGAACCUGCAUGUGUUGGAGCUGAUAAAUAUGCAUAGCAUGUGAAAAUAUUGCUAUGUAAAGAUUUGAACUUUUAUACGCCAUUCUGAGAUCUGUGCAUAGCACAUUAACAUUCACUUAUAGCUUGCUUAAAGACCACACUGCCACACUCUAAAACUUUUCCUUCUUUAUCCCCUUUCUCCUCUACUCUGUACUGCCAUUAUGAUUUUGGUGUUUAUAGUCAUUUAAAAUUGCUUGCAUUUCUUCUUAUUCGUUAAAACUAAGCUAUGAUUUCUG